AUUACCAUAGGAUUGUUCCAAUUAUACUUCAAAACAAUUGGAUAUUAUGUUUAAAACACCUCCCUGUCCUGCCUGAAAAUAGUUAAUAAUAUAAAUAUCAAAUCCAUAACUACCAAAGAAACAGACUUAGUUAUGGCGGGAAUGGAUAACUACUCUAGCUUAAAAUUUAAAGCGGAGUGUGAACUGCAAGAUGAUCCCCUGAGCAAGGAGCAUCGGACUAGGGACAGGGUUAAUCCGGAUGAUGAUAUAUCGGAUCGAAAAUAUCUAGUCGUCGGCGUUCAGUGGGUCUCCCUGGUCACCGAGAACCUGCUUAGCCAUCCGUUUGUGGUGCUGCGCCGGCAGUGCCAGGUGUACAAUGCCUCGAGACGCUACCAUUUGCAUCCCUUCCAGCUUCUGCCCAGCAUCGUCCACCUGCACAGAAGGCAGGGACUGACGACCCUGUGGAAGGGCGUGGGCAGCUGCCUACUGGUGCGCGGCAUGACGCUGGCCAUCGACGACUUUAUCUCGAAGGUGACCAGCUGGCCCAAGGAAGUCAAUAGUCGCACCACGCUAAAGCGUUUCGGACAGCAUCUCCUGCUCAAAUGCAUAAGUAUCGGCCUGGUGGUGCCCUUCCAUGCAGCUUCUCUCGUCGAAACGGUGCAAAGUGAUAUUGCCAGCGAGAAACCCGGUCUUUUCGAUGUAUUCCGGGAGGGAAGUCUGCGCUUGUUCUACUGGAGCUCCCCGCAAAAGGGCCGUAUGCUACCAGCCUGGGCUCUGAUCGGGCCAAGUGUCGCCUUUGGCAUCACCAAGUAUCUGUUUAAUCUCGUGAUACGGGGCGUGUCCUCGCGCAUAAUGCAGCGUCGCAUAACGAAUUCCCAGGACGGCCAGGGUGGAAAGUACCAGGAAAUCUAUGCCAGCCUUAUUGCUAUCCUAACCACUGAGGUCAUGUUCUUCCCGUUCGAAACGAUUCUACACCGUCUGCAAUUGCAGGGAACACGAACUAUAAUCGACAACCUCGACAAUGGCUACGAUGUCGUACCCAUUCUAACAAACUAUCAAGGAGUCAUCGAUUGCUAUCAGACAACGAUUGUCUCCGAGGGAGUUAGUGGCCUCUACAAGGGCUUUGGAGCCAUGAUCCUGCAGUUUGCGGCACACGUGGCCGUCAUCAAAUUGGCCAAAUGGGUUGUGAAUCAAAUCGUAGAGGUCAUGUCCAACCGACCACCACAGCAAAUAGUGAAGUACUAUAAUCUGGAUGAGAAUGCUUGCAACUCCAGGUCCACGACCUUGUCGCCAAGCCUUUCCAGUACCGAAUGUAGUCUUGGGCAGAAUUCACAAGAUUAGUUAAUGGCUAGUCAAAUUAUAUUGCAUAUGUAAAUUAUAUAAAUAUUUGUUUCUUUA
Messenger RNA from Drosophila mauritiana, 1377 nucleotides. RefSeq names its product solute carrier family 25 member 46 (gene Slc25A46a). Bases 133 to 1320 code for a protein of 395 amino acids. Gene Ontology annotation, biological process: mitochondrial fission; mitochondrial membrane fission. The transcript is spliced from 4 exons. Lineage: Eukaryota; Metazoa; Arthropoda; Insecta; Diptera; Drosophilidae. Gene Ontology annotation, cellular component: mitochondrial outer membrane. The record is from RefSeq and is a predicted model, not a curated record.